Ylistrum balloti is the source of this 1182-nucleotide messenger RNA. Its product is annotated as acid-sensing ion channel 4-A-like. Gene Ontology annotation, biological process: sodium ion transmembrane transport. Gene Ontology annotation, cellular component: membrane. NCBI's taxonomy places the organism in Eukaryota, Metazoa, Mollusca, Bivalvia, Pectinida, Pectinidae. Bases 1 to 1182 code for a protein of 393 amino acids. The record is from RefSeq and is a predicted model, not a curated record. The transcript is spliced from 6 exons. Gene Ontology annotation, molecular function: ligand-gated sodium channel activity.
AUGGGUGGCUUGCUGAUUUACACGUGUGUUGACCUAUUUAAUAAGUACGUCCAGCAUACAACGAUUUCCAAUAUUAAAAUGGAACUUGUUAAUGAGCUACCGUUUCCUGCCAUCACCUUCUGCAAUCUAUCACCUUACAAGAGAUCUGCAAUGAAACCUGACCCAGUCAUGGAUCACUACCUUCUGACCUUGAGCAGAAUGGCAGAUUACACAGCCCCAAUCAACUAUGAUGAUCCAGCAUAUAGCAACUUGUCACUUCCGCUUCCGGAUGGGUGGAUUUACAAUGUUUCAAGCACGAUACCGGAUAUGUUUGGGGCAUGUGUUGACAUGAAAGACGCGAUGAAAGACUGUCGUGAGGUUCUAACUCCGAAGAUGACCGAUGUUGGCUUGUGUUAUGCAUUUAAUAGUAAGGAAUAUAUCAAGCAAAAUGGAGCCCUGCUCACAACCAUAACGGGAAGUUCUAAGUCGCUUGCAUUUUACGUCAAGGUUGACCAAGAUGAUUAUGUAUCCAGCGACAACAUGGGCGCAGGCAUGAAGAUUGUUGUCCAUGACCCAGAUGAGGAACCCGAUACAGACAAAGGUUUCUUUGCGUCUCCGGGCUUCACGUCUUACGCCUCCCUUCAUCUUACUAAGUACAAGUACAUUCCGUAUCCGUAUCAGUCCAGUGGAGGAGGCUACUGUCUCGACACCAAAGACGGGAGUUUCACGAACCCAUUAGAGUAUCACGAGUUGUAUAGUCGUAAAGCGUGUCUGAAGGAAUGUAAAUACCGCUUCCUGGUCAGUAUGUGUGGCUGUCAAGCGCCGACGGACAACGCCCACUAUACACGGAACAUGACCUUACAGAAAGCGUGUCAUUGCCCGAUGCCCUGUGAAUUUAACAAGUACAUUGCCUCUGUUACCACCGCUUACUUUCCGUCUAAACCAAACGACUUCUUCUUCACUCAGAUGGGAUUCACAGAUAUGAGAACCAAUUUCAUGGAAAUAAGGCUUUUCUUCGACACCCUGAGUUACAUGAAAGUCGAGUACCAGGCGGAGUAUGACUUGGAGAAGAUAGUAGCGACUUUAGGAGGACAGAUGGGGAUAUUCCUGGGUGCCAGUCUUUUGACGCUAUCGGAACUGGUGGAGUUCUUGUUGAUGGCCGCUCUCGUGUGUUGCAAGAGAAUCACCAACAAAAAGCGAUAA